AUGGUGGAUUUUACUUACAGUUCAAAUAAUGCAAGAUCUCUACUUGAUUUAUGCAACGAAUUAAUUGCUAUUAGGCCUAGAUAUACUGACAGAGAUGAAUUUGCCAUAACAGUCAUUCAACAAAUUUUUGCUGAUCCUUCAUUAGAUUUAUUGGUAAUCAAGCCUAGGGCUGAUACUAUUCAUGCUGAUGCCUUAAAUCGUUUAAAUGCUCUCGUUGGAUUUGAAUCUACUGUUUUUUUGGUUUGGAUAUUUUAA
Messenger RNA from Meloidogyne enterolobii, 255 nucleotides. Lineage: Eukaryota; Metazoa; Nematoda; Chromadorea; Rhabditida; Meloidogynidae. The record is from the annotation of a GenBank genome assembly.